GCGGCUAUAUGAAAGGGUGUCCCAGCCAGGGCAGACAUCCAUAUGGGAGGGUUUUAAAACAGUAGCGGAAUGCGCGUCUCACCUGUGAACACUAUUGUCAAAAACUUUUCCCGUGUGGUUGGACACUGCAGCUCCUAAACUGAGGAAGAUUUAAACUACGUGAUAAGAUGGACGAAGAGGACUUUCACGAUGAGCAGCAAUUGGACAUAUUGGAUCUAACCGACUCGUCCUCGGGCAUGGCCAAGGGCAAGGGCUCCGCAGACAGCACAGACAGCGCAGCGGAGGUUGUGGACGAGGCUGACAAGGCCAGAGUGGGUCAAACGGAGAAGCCCCCAUACUCUUACGUCGCCCUCAUUGCCAUGGCCAUCAAGGAGAGCCGAGAAAAGAGGUUGACCCUGAGCGGGAUUUAUCAGUUCAUCAUCUCAACAUUUCCCUACUACGAGAAAAAUAAGAAGGGGUGGCAGAACAGCAUUCGGCACAACCUCAGUCUCAACGAGUGCUUUCUCAAAGUACCCAGGGAGGGCGGAGGUGACAGAAAAGGGAAUUUCUGGACUUUGGAUCCUGCAUUUGAGAACAUGUUUGAGAAAGGGAACUACAGACGCAGAAGAAGGGUGAGGAGACCCUACAGACCUGCCAUCGUUCCUUACAUAGCGGGGACCACCUGCAUGGACUAUCCGGAGCACUUCUACCUGCAACAGAAACCUGUCUAUGUACAGGCGCCUUUUGUCAGUAACCCCUGGACCCUCUCCCAGCCAAACUCACCUCAGGCCACCUCAUACAGCUACCCCCAGUCGCAGCCCAUCAACGGACAAGUGCACUCAGUGUCCCCAAAUGGAUACACCAGCUCCCCUGUAACCUACUACCACAACCAUCAGUUCCACGCCACCUACAGUGCUUACCACCGACAUGCGUCCGUCCUGAUGCCACAUAACGGAUGCCCCUGUGGUUGUGUGACCCAGCCUUUGAGCCCCAGCGGUGGCUCGACUUCCCAAGCGUGCUACCCCCAGUUCUCCUUUGCCAGACAACCAGAAAUGCCACUCGCGCACUCGUUUGAGUAGAAAUGUUGGACUCGAGCACUUGAACGCCUGUUUUUCAGCUGUCAUUCAUAAAAUAGCCAGUUAGUGUAAAUAUAGACAGCUUGUUGUUUUGAUAUGUGCUAAUAUAUUUUAUAGCUUAUCAACGAAAUACGUUUUUUGGCUAAAUAAAUAUGUCAAUCUGCUGAUAUGUGUUAAGAUGUUCAUGCUAUUCAAAUAUUCAUUUACAGUGUUCGUUAGGUGGGAACAUUGGACAUUAACUGUGGACAUUCAUGUAUUCUGCUGUCCCGGGGGUGACACGUAGGCCUAUGUAGAUAGACCUGUUCUUCCCCAAAUAAUUGAGUCAAUUUCAAAGAAAAUGUAUCAUGCUUCUUUGUUACAGGUAGGCUAUUAGGCCUGUAGGUGUUUGUUGUAAAUGUUAUAUAUUUUCCGUUUUCUAGUGUAGGCCUAUACACCUUUAUAUGCCCGGUAUAAAAGUUUAAUAAAUUAUUAUUGAAGUUUUCCUCUGGAUUUUCAACUCGAGGCAUUUGGAUUCGUUAUAAGUUCAUUGAAUGUGGAAUGUGUGGUAACCAACAUCUUCGUUUAUUUCAAUAAAAUGAUAUUUUUGAAUCAAUAUUGCCUCAUCUAUUUUGGGUUGCACAAACAAUCUUCAUGUCCUGUAUGUAGGCCUAUGAUCCGAUGUUUUUCAAACAUGGCUGGGAUAAGUUUGAUCAAGUUAUUACAAUGGGGAAAGAGGCCAAUGGUUUGAUUAGCUAAAACAUAUUGUAGCCUACUGUUUAAAAGUAAUAUUUGAGGUGCAUGUGUCCUCUUCUUGCCAAAUUGCAGGCAUAUUAUUUUAAUUCAUGGAGAUUUUUUGAUUAACCUGUAGGCCUAUUGACUAACCAUGGUUUCAAAUAAACUAAUCUUUCACGUGCA
Molecule: messenger RNA, 1949 nt
Organism: Salvelinus sp. IW2-2015
Lineage: Eukaryota; Metazoa; Chordata; Actinopteri; Salmoniformes; Salmonidae
Gene: foxl2l
Product: forkhead box L2-like
Biological process (GO): regulation of transcription by RNA polymerase II; cell differentiation; anatomical structure morphogenesis
Molecular function (GO): DNA-binding transcription factor activity, RNA polymerase II-specific; RNA polymerase II cis-regulatory region sequence-specific DNA binding
Source: RefSeq, a predicted model, not a curated record